Messenger RNA from Anoplopoma fimbria (sablefish), 1342 nucleotides. RefSeq names its product chimerin 1 (gene chn1). Lineage: Eukaryota; Metazoa; Chordata; Actinopteri; Perciformes; Anoplopomatidae. Gene Ontology annotation, biological process: positive regulation of GTPase activity; signal transduction. The record is from RefSeq and is a predicted model, not a curated record. Bases 1 to 1005 code for a protein of 334 amino acids. Gene Ontology annotation, molecular function: GTPase activator activity. The transcript is spliced from 7 exons.
AUGCCAUCUAGAGAGUCCUACGAGGUUCACAAGGAAGAGAAGUCCCUGGUGCAGAAGGCCAAGCGAGAGGCCAAUCAGGAGGAUAUUCUGGUGGCAGCUCUUGGGAUGAGGAUGGGGCCACAGAAACCUCCAGCCACUUUCUGGCAGCCACUUAAACUAUUUGCCUAUUCACAGCUCACCUCACUGGUUCGCAGAGCCACACUGAAGGAGAGCGAGCGGGGGCCCAGAUCUGAGAAAGUCCACAACUUCAAGGUCCAUACCUUCCGAGGGCCUCACUGGUGUGAACACUGUGCCAGCUUCAUGUGGGGACUGAUGGCUCAGGGGGUGAAAUGUGCAGAUUGUGGUUUAAACGUCCACAAACAAUGUUCAUCUCUGGUGCCCAACGACUGCAAACCUGAUCUGAGACACAUCCGUAAAGUCUACAGCUGUGACCUCACGACCCUGGUGAAAGCUUAUAAUACAGCGCGACCCAUGGUGGUGGACAUGUGCAUACGAGAGAUCGAGUCUAGAGGACUAAAGUCUGAAGGUCUCUACAGAAUAUCUGGAUUCAGUGAUUUGUUGGAAGAAGUCAAGAUGGCGUUUGACAAAGAUGGUGAGAAGACAGACAUCUCAGUGAAUGCCUAUGAAGACAUCAAUAUCAUCACGGGUGCACUGAAACUUUACCUCAGGGAUUUGCCUGUUCCCAUCAUCUCAUACGAUGCUUACCCCAGGUUCAUCGAGGCUGCAAAGCUCACAGAUCCGGAGAAGAAGCUGGAAGCUUUCCGCGAGGCUCUUGCUUUGCUGCCGCCAUCACACAUUGAAACCUUAAAGUACCUCAUGGCGCACUUAAAAAGGGUGACACAGAAUGAGAAAUUCAACCUGAUGAACGCAGAGAACCUCGCCAUCAUUUUCGGACCCACCCUCAUGCGUGCACCAGACCUAGACGCCAUGACAGCACUCAACGACAUCCGCUACCAGAGACAGGUGGUGGAGGUGCUCAUUAAAAAUGAAGAUGUGCUCUUCUAAACACAGAUCAGGACUUUUUAUAGAACGGCUCUCUAAUCAUUCUUCUGUGUAAAAACUUGAAUGACUGUUUGUAUUACAUUGAUUGAUACAAUUUUUUAAAUGCCCUUUGUAUUGACUAGUGCUGCCCUAACAUCUGUCCUUCCCUGUAUCGGGUGUGGACGAUGAACUUGACACUUGUAAGUACUUUAUGUCUCCCCAUUUUUGUCGGGGGAUUUUCAGAAGCUGACAGGCCAGCAUGCAUGAUGCGAGGUCUUUGUUGCUUUGUAGUCGUAACCCAGCAUGUGUAAAGAUCGUGUAGCGCUGAGAUUUCACUUUUGUCUGUUCUGUGGUAGAUAUA